AUGGCUUUCCCUGUCCCUGCAGCCAUCACUGGGGUCUGUGAUGUGCUGUCCUGGGCUGGCCGGGCGCUGCUGGCCCCAAACCUGCAGCAUGAGCAAGUCCGUAGGCCAGCCGCUGUUGUGGUGGGAGAGUCUCUGGCUCCGGCAUCUGCAGAGGAAGAUGCUGGUCCCAAGGCUCUGAUUAAACAGGCCACCACACAGUCUGUCGUUGCUGGACUUGUUCCUGCUGCUCUUGGAGUGGUUGAGAAAGGACGCCCAGAAUUCGAAGGAGACAAAUAUGACAAUGUUCUGUGUAUGAACCACAGCGCCGAGUAUGGAGGCCCUUUAAGGGCACAAGGCAAUUUCAGUUCUGGAACUGUGGUUGUUGGUGAAGCUCACCUGCCUUUAGGUAGCAGCAGCAGACGACUCAGGUUCUCGAAGCCAGCACCAAUGUUCUUGGAUGAUUCCUUCAGGAAAUGGGCACGUAUCAGGGACUUUGUACCCCCCUUUGGAAUUAAAGGACAAGAUAAUCUGAUCAAAGCCAUCCUGUCAGCAACCAAAGAUUACCGUCUAACUCCAGCUCUUGACAGUCUCAGCUGCCGGCGAUGUAUUAUUGUGGGAAAUGGUGGAGUACUUGCAAAUAAGUCGUUGGGGUUAAAAAUAGAUGACUAUGACGUUGUUGUCAGGCUGAACUCGGCUCCAGUGAAGGGCUUUGAAAAAGAUGUGGGUGGCAAAACAACUCUCCGGAUCACAUACCCUGAAGGUGCAAUCCAGAAAAUGGAGCAGUAUGAGAAGGAUUCCCUGUUUGUUCUGGCGGGAUUCAAAUGGCAGGAUUUCAAGUGGCUGAAAUACAUUGUUUACAAGGAGAAAGUGAGUGCCUCAGAUGGUUUUUGGAAGUCAGUGGCAACCCGUGUCCCAAGAGAACCUCAUGAGAUACGUAUCCUGAAUCCCUACUUCAUCCAGGAGGCAGCAUUCAGCUUCAUCGGACUGCCUUUCAACAACGGCCUGAUGGGCAGAGGGAACAUCCCCACCUUGGGAAGCGUAGCAAUAACCAUGGCGCUCCACAACUGUGAUGAGGUGGCAGUAGCUGGGUUUGGCUAUGACAUGAGUUCACCCAAUGCACCACUGCACUACUAUGAGAACAUCAAGAUGUCUGCCAUCAAAGAGUCCUGGACGCACAACAUCCAGCGGGAAAAGGAGUUCCUGCGGAAGCUGGUGAAAGCCCGUGUCAUCACUGACCUAACCAGUGGGAUUUGAGUGGCUGGAGCCACUGCCUCCAAGGGAGGAGACGAAGAUGCACGCUGCAGCUCUGGGAGCAAGC
Molecule: messenger RNA, 1297 nt
Organism: Phaethon lepturus (White-tailed tropicbird)
Lineage: Eukaryota; Metazoa; Chordata; Aves; Phaethontiformes; Phaethontidae
Product: CMP-N-acetylneuraminate-beta-1,4-galactoside alpha-2,3-sialyltransferase-like
Exons: 11
Coding region: 1-1233 (410 amino acids)
Molecular function (GO): sialyltransferase activity
Source: RefSeq, a predicted model, not a curated record